Neoarthrinium moseri is the source of this 582-nucleotide messenger RNA. RefSeq lists its product as uncharacterized. The transcript is spliced from 5 exons. The record is from RefSeq and is a predicted model, not a curated record. NCBI's taxonomy places the organism in Eukaryota, Fungi, Ascomycota, Sordariomycetes, Amphisphaeriales, Apiosporaceae. Gene Ontology annotation, biological process: transcription initiation at RNA polymerase III promoter; DNA-templated transcription. Gene Ontology annotation, cellular component: RNA polymerase III complex. Bases 1 to 582 code for a protein of 193 amino acids.
AUGUUCAUAUUGACCAAAAUUGCGGAUCUGGUGCAGAUUGCGCCGGCACAGUUCGAGAAGCACAGCCGGGUGGCCAUUGAGAACAACAUCAACGCCAAGUAUGCCAACCGAGUCAUCCAGAAGAUUGGCCUGUGCAUCUGCAUGUACGACCUGCUCUGGUCGUCCGAGGGUCUGAUCGGCCACGGCACAGGUCUGGUCAACGUGAAUGUUGAGUUCCGCCUCAUCGUCUUCCGGCCAUUCAAGGGCGAAGCCUUGUUUGGCAGGAUCAGCAGCGCAACCCCCGAGGGGCUGAACAUCCGGACAGAAUUCUUUGAAGAGAUCUUUGUGCCUUUCAAGGAGCUGCCUGACGGCUGCGAGUUCGACCACAACCAGCAAACUUGGACCUGGGUGGUAGACGGGGCGCCCAUGUACUACGACAAGAACGAGUCGGUGCGGCUCCAGGUCAUUGACGAAGUCUGGCACGACCAGAGGCCAGAGAGCACAAGUGAGGAGGCGGUGGAGAAGGCGAAGAAGAUUUCGCCAUACAGCGUCCGGGGCACCAUGAUGAAGGAAGGCCUCGGCUGCUGUAUCUGGUGGGAUUAA